This is a messenger RNA of Anastrepha ludens (Mexican fruit fly), 1237 nucleotides long. Its product is annotated as uridine diphosphate glucose pyrophosphatase NUDT14-like. Gene Ontology annotation, molecular function: metal ion binding; UDP-sugar diphosphatase activity. The record is from RefSeq and is a predicted model, not a curated record. Bases 243 to 875 code for a protein of 210 amino acids. Gene Ontology annotation, biological process: ribose phosphate metabolic process; nucleoside phosphate metabolic process. The transcript has 4 exons. Lineage: Eukaryota; Metazoa; Arthropoda; Insecta; Diptera; Tephritidae.
CCCGGCGUACAGAAACUUUUUAUUAUACGUGUGUUUUGCCCUAGAGUCAUUUUUUUUCAGUGGCACGUUUCGAUUUUUCUUGUACUCUGGUUUGAAAUUACAUUGCAUUUUUGCACAUGCAAAGAUACAUCAUUUCGAGUGCGGAAUAGUAUUUACAUCUCUAGCGUUACGCGAUCGCUCGUUUUAUCUUCAAUAUAUUUUACCGUCAUAUAUUGCGGAAACUUAGUAAAUUUUGUGAUACAAUGGAUAAUAUAACAAAGAUGUGGAUGGGACCACUGCCAAAUGAUUCGCCUUACGUGAAGCCCUUUAGACUCUACUAUGUACAGAAUGGUGUCGAAAAAAAUUGGGAUUUAUUAAAAGUACAUGAUAGCGUUGCGGUAAUUCUGUACAACUCAACACGGCGCGUUCUAAUCUUUGUGAGACAGUUUAGACCAGCUGUCUACCAUAGUAAAUAUACUGCUUGCGGAUAUGAUGCGGCAGAAAUAGACUUGAAGAGAGUUCGCCCAAACAUUGGUAUCACUUUAGAACUGUGCGCUGGUAUUGUGGAUAAGGAAAAGAGUUGGCGUCAGAUUGCUCGCGAAGAGGUAUUAGAAGAGUGUGGCUACGAUGUACCUCUCGAUGGUAUUGAAGAAGUUAUGUCUUAUAGGUCCGGUGUAGGUUCUUCUGGUGCGGCUCAGACGAUGUAUUACUGCGAGGUUACCGAUGAUGACCGAGUUACUAAAGGUGGUGGUGUAGGCGAUGAAAUUAUUGAAGUUGUUGAGUAUACAAUCCCAGAAGCCGCAAAACUGUUGUCAAAAGGCGAUAAAGUAAAUAGUCCACCCAGUUGCCUCUUAGGAAUAGCAUGGUUUUUGAUGAAUAAGGCCCCAAAAAAUUGAUGUAGCAAAAUAAUAAUGGUUCGGAUAAGAAUUAAUGGGUUAGAUUCAAAUUAAAAAAAAAAAAAACGGGAAGCUAGUAUUGUUAGAGAUAAUCAGUAAUCAUAUAGUAUAUAGAAUUAUAUAUAUUAUAUAUAUAUACUAUGAUAUAAAAAACGUUGAUCAAUAAAAUCACAGGCAUACAAGCGAUUUAGCUGCUUCCUGAAGGCAAUUGAAGGCUUUUAAUAAUUCGUAUUAAUAUUUUUCCUAUUACUAAAUAUCCUACAUAUGCUUACACAUGUAUACAUAAAAACAUUAUCCGAUAAUGUAUGAGAAUAAAAAAACAAUAAAUGAAGACAUAAUAGUAAUAGUUACUAUUUGUAAAU